Messenger RNA from Kwoniella mangroviensis CBS 8507, 402 nucleotides. RefSeq lists its product as uncharacterized. The record is from RefSeq and is a predicted model, not a curated record. NCBI's taxonomy places the organism in Eukaryota, Fungi, Basidiomycota, Tremellomycetes, Tremellales, Cryptococcaceae. The coding region runs from base 1 to 402 and encodes 133 amino acids. The transcript is spliced from 3 exons.
AUGGCACCAACAGCAGGUCCAUCCAACCUCAAGCAGUCGGGAGAGAGAAAGAGGAAAGCCGGAGGGAACGGGAAGAAAGGCAAGGUAUUUGUGGAAGACAAAAAAGAUCUCCUAUCCCUAAUGUCAUCCAUAACAUCAAACAAAGACGCUCAAGCAGAAUCAAAAGUAUCAAAGCGGAAAGCAGCCAUAGAGGAAUCCGAUCAGAGCUUGUCCGAAGAGAAGAAUAAGAAAAGUCAGAAAUCGAUAGAGAAGGAAAAUGCUUUGGAAAGAACCAAAGCUGCUUUAAUAGAGAAACAGCGAAUGAAGAAGAAUCGCAAAUCGACAUCAACUACUUCGACGAAAGACGCAUCUGCUCAAUCGUCGACUGAUCAGCCCAAAAAGAAGAAAGUAGGUUUUGCUUAG